Saccostrea echinata is the source of this 919-nucleotide messenger RNA. RefSeq names its product shematrin-like protein 2. Gene Ontology annotation, molecular function: peptidase inhibitor activity. The record is from RefSeq and is a predicted model, not a curated record. Gene Ontology annotation, cellular component: extracellular region. The transcript has 4 exons. Bases 67 to 864 code for a protein of 265 amino acids. NCBI's taxonomy places the organism in Eukaryota, Metazoa, Mollusca, Bivalvia, Ostreida, Ostreidae.
CUUAAGGAUUUUGUUUGAAAGUAUUCUUGUAACUACACAGAAUCAAAUCGCCGGUUCAUUUUCAACAUGAACGCCGUGAUAGUGUUAAUCUCCAUUCUGGUCUCCUGUAACGCGGGCAGUAAUUACAAAAAAGGUUCAAAAGGUAUACAUUUUGGAGCCGGUGGAUAUGUCGGAGGAGUAGGAGGAGUAGGAGGAGUAGGAUUUGGAGGACUAGGAGGAAUAGGAGGAGCGGGUGGAGGAGGGGGACUUGGAGGAGCUGUAGGAGGACUAUUAGGAGGAGGAGAAGGACUAUUAGGAGGAGGAGGAGUAGGCGGAGGAGGACUACUUGGUGGAGGAGUAUAUGGACCUGUCGGUGGAGGUACAGUGGGUGGAAUAUUUAGAUCAGCGGUAAAAUACGGGACUUGCCCUAAUCCUAAUGAAGUAGACAGUCAACAAAUUGGGCCUUACUGCUUUAACGACGACGGUUGCCACGGGUCACAGAAAUGUUGUCAAAGUAAUGUCUACGGCGGAUAUAGAUGUCAAAUCCCACUUGAAUAUCAACGACCCGGUAGCUGCAAUAGUAAUUUCAUCGACUAUCCUUUCUAUUCAACACGAAGAGCAUGCAAUGAUGACACAAUUUGCCCCUUUUUCGGAAAAUGCUGUAGAAGAAGAUCCUCUGGUCAAAUAGACACAUGUACUUACCCUUUCUUCGGCCCUUAUCAACCUGCACUCGGCGGUCUAGGUGGUUCAUAUAGCCCGGGAGGCGUUGGAGGUGGUUCAUUCGGUCCUGUAGGCGGUGGUUCAUUUGGUCCUGUAGGCGGUUCAGGUGUAGUAAGUCCUCUGUUACCAGUACUUCCUCAAGGAUCUUUCAAGAAGAAGUAUUAAAGAUGUGUCCCUCUUUCCUCAUCUUUGAUAUAAUAAAGUACCUGUUACAAAAAAA